GUGUGUGUCCCAAUUGAAGUGAAAAGACACUGACAGGAUUAGGGUCGCUCUGUAUAUAAAUUAUAUUUUUUUAAUGUAUAUAUAUAUAUAUAUAUAUAUAUCUCGAAAGGAUUUCAGUGUCAUUGUGUGUUUGCUCUGAUAGAAGCCUAAAAGGCGGAACAUAGUUUGUUGUUGUUUUUGUUGUUGUUGUUGUUGUUAUGGAGCGUGUCCAUUUUACUGAAGAGGAACAACAUUAAUGACUUAAAACUGGAGUUUUAUUCCCCCUCUGGACUUCAUCUUCACCUUGACGGAUUUCUCUGAGGUAGCUGGAGUAUUUCUAAAGCGUGACCAUGUUGGACAACGACAGGUAUGCAGGCAAGAAGAGAAAGAAGCCUGCCCAGAAACAGAAAACGGCUCCUGAUGCCGCCAAGUCCAAUCCAUCGAAGAGGCAUAGGGAUCGCUUAAACGGCGAGCUGGACAGGCUGACCAACAUGUUGCCCUUCCCAGAGAACGUGUGCACUCGAUUGGACAAACUGUCUGUCCUGCGUCUGAGCGUGGGCUACCUGAAAGUGAAGAGCUUCUUCAACGCCACCAUGAGGAAAAACCGUUCGGAGUUUCACGCAGGAAACGGUUUAGACGGCAGCAAAAUGGACGCCAAGGGCUUCUCAGAGGGGGAUCUUCUCCUUCAGGCUCUCAAUGGUUUCGUACUGGUGGUCACUGCAGAAGGUUACGUCUUCUACGCGUCGCCAACCAUUCUGGACUACCUUGGCUUCCAUCAGUCUGAUGUUGUCCACCAGAGUGUGUUUGAGUUCAUCCACAUAGAUGACAGAGCCAUGUUCCGAAGACAGCUGCAUUUCGCCCUCGACCCAAACCUAUUAGAUGUGGAAGCUGACGGUACCCAGAACAGCAGUGACAUCACAAAGAACAUCGUGACCUACGACCCGCAGCACAUCCCACCCGAAAACUCGUCUUUCCUCGAGAGGAGCUUCAUGUGCCGCUUCCGAUGCCUCCUGGACAACUCGUCUGGGUUUCUGAAACUGAACUUUCAAGGAAGGUUGAAGUUUCUGCUUGGGCAGAACAGGAAGGCUGAGGACGGUUCUCUAGUCCAGCCUCAGCUCGCUCUUUUUGCCAUUGCCACUCCUGUUCAGCCGUCGGCUAUCCUGGAGAUCCGUACUAAGACUCUAAUAUUUCAGACCAAGCAUAAGUUGGACUUUACUCCUAUGGGUAUUGACUCCAGGGGGAAAGUUGUGUUGGGUUACACAGAAAUGGAGCUAUGCAUGAGAGGGUCUGGAUAUCAGUUCAUUCAUGCAGCUGAUAUGAUGCACUGUGCCGACAAUCACGUCCGAAUGAUAAAGACCGGCGAGAGCGGAAUGACGGUUUUCCGACUUUUAACCAAGAACGGAGGAUGGGUUUGGGUGCAGGCGAACGCCAGGCUUGUCUACAAAGGAGGACGUCCCGACUUUAUUAUUGCUCGUCAGCGUGCCCUAGUAAAUGCGGAAGGAGAGGAGCACCUGCGCCAGAGGACAAUGCAGGUUCCGUUCAACUUCACCACAGGUGAAGCAGUGCUCUACGACACCGGUCCAACACUUGACAUGAUGAGUCCCGAAGACACGAACGGAGUUAACCAGAAGACCUUGGCUCCGAGCUCGAUCCUUGAUUCGAUGCAGAAACAGGACAAGUCGAUCUAUCAUCAGGACACCAAGCCUCAAUUUACAGCAGACGAUGCCUUUGCGGAUAGCUGGGCUCUUUUCAACGUUCCGAAUCACAUCAUGCAUGAUGAACCUGCGAACGAGGAGGACACCAUCGUGUCCAUGAUUGACACCUUGGAACAGCUGGCUCACGAUGGAGAUCUGUGCACGGCGCUUCAGCAAAUGGAAGUGGACACAGCCGAGCUGAAAGAGUGGGAAAAUGCCAUUUUGAGGCUGACCAAGGACGAUAAUGGUAACGACAGGCCUCUAAGUCUCAAUGAAAUUCUCACCAACGACAUAUUCUCCUAUGUAGAGGACGCCUUAUACAAGGAGAACAAUACAUGUUCCGUGUUGCAGACGAACGCCACCAAAACCGAUCCGUUUGCAGGGCAUUCCGGAUGUGAAUUCGCACAUCACAACUUCAACAGCAUAGGAGCAGACAAAUAUGAUUUAAAGGUUGACAGAAAAUUGAACACUAUCGCCGGGCAACAGAUGGACAGAAUGAUUAGUACAAAUGCUACCAUGGAUAACAAUGUUCCAUUGUAUACAGAAAUAUCUUCCCCGAAUCACAUGAAUAACUCUUUCAACUCGGAGCAAUCUGGCCUGUUCACGUGCGCUAGCAAAAUCUCACAGCUGAUGACCGAAGCUGAGAUGCAUCUGGGUUUAAAAGUGACACAAAGCAUGUACAACGUUGCCCCUCGCAAUGGAUGGGGGCCACCAAGACCCACUGAGAAAGGCAGGACCUCCAAGCUGGAAAGUACAGAAUCCUUCUGCCAGUUUGCAUCUUACCCUGCCAAUAACGCUAGAAAUCCACAAAUGAAUCAUUCACCAAAUCAUAUUCACAAGCUAAGCCAAACAACUCCAAAUCUUUGGAACAAUAUGAGUACAGGAGACCAUAAUCCUUCCUUGUCCCCAUCUACAAAAAACCAUGUCUCGUCUACCAUAAACUACCCAAAUCUCUCGAAAUUCCCCCAGCAAAUAGAGAUCCAAGCUUGGCAAAACCCAUCGCCAGAGCAGCCCUGUGAGAGCCUGGUCAAGAACAGACUUGCACCUGAGGGUUGUUAUCAGAGUUUGGGGAGCUCUGGCUUCCCACCAGCUGAUCUUCAGCCAGAGAGCUCUCAGAACUGCAACGAUAAACACAUCAACUUUGUCAACAGCGUGUACCAGUCGCCGCAGAACGGGCUGACGCUGAACGAGUGUUCGCCUCUCAGCAGCUGCAUGUUCGAGAACCACUCUCCGCUCAACACCAACACGGAUCGGCAGCAUCCACAAGCGCACACCGUAACCAUCACAUCGUGCGGCAAGGCUACGUUACCCAUCAACCAGAGUCCACCGCAGGCAUCCUGUUACUUUCAGUGGACGUGCAAUGAGCCACUAGAGGGCACAGCCUCGAUUCCACAACAGGAUACUUGCAUCAGUCCUCAGUCGUGCCCUACAGGACCUGGCUUUGCUACUCUUGACAGUCACAGUGUCUUCCAGAGAUUCCUUGGCUGCAAUGGGCACAUAUAGGCCAACGUCCAUCACCCCGAAGACGUCACUAUUUCCUGUCUUCACCUCGUCACUGGACUUUCUGAGGACAGCGAAAACAGCUGACGAUACCUGACACGAGGAUCGAAAUAGACACCACAAUGAAGCGUACUCAUGUUCUUUACGUUCUGUCUAAAGAACCGUACCGCUGUUAUUGGAGCACACUGUGGAAGUAAAGUCAAUUGAUAUGGUUUAAUAUUAAGCAUCGUCCAUACAGUAUGUGAGAUACGUUCGGUCCAAAUUGGAGCCAUUGUAACGAAAUGAAUUUAAUCCUUCAAGUUGUAUUUUGUAAUGUAGCGGACUGAUGUUUGAUGGCUUGUGAAUCUGACAAGGUGUUGUUGUUGUUUAUUGUUUGUUUAGCUCGCUUUCUUAAUUUCUUUUAAAGGAUAUUCCUUCAGCACAGCGUGUUUUCCACUUCCACAGGGUAUUUUAUGCUAAUUCACUCCAUCAGAGUGAAGUAAAAAAACAACAUCCAUAGUAUUCAGCCCAUUAUAUCACUUUUU
Messenger RNA from Tachysurus vachellii, 3697 nucleotides. Its product is annotated as aryl hydrocarbon receptor-like. The record is from RefSeq and is a predicted model, not a curated record. NCBI's taxonomy places the organism in Eukaryota, Metazoa, Chordata, Actinopteri, Siluriformes, Bagridae. The transcript is spliced from 11 exons. Gene Ontology annotation, cellular component: aryl hydrocarbon receptor complex; nucleus. Gene Ontology annotation, molecular function: protein dimerization activity; nuclear receptor activity; transcription cis-regulatory region binding. Gene Ontology annotation, biological process: regulation of transcription by RNA polymerase II. The coding region runs from base 330 to 3176 and encodes 948 amino acids.